Diorhabda sublineata is the source of this 2118-nucleotide messenger RNA. Its product is annotated as dynein regulatory complex protein 1 homolog. The record is from RefSeq and is a predicted model, not a curated record. Gene Ontology annotation, biological process: axonemal dynein complex assembly; regulation of cilium movement; cilium-dependent cell motility. The coding region runs from base 1 to 2118 and encodes 705 amino acids. The transcript has 7 exons. Lineage: Eukaryota; Metazoa; Arthropoda; Insecta; Coleoptera; Chrysomelidae. Gene Ontology annotation, cellular component: axoneme; axonemal dynein complex.
AUGGAAAUAGAUUUGAAUAAGGCUAGAAUAGAGGUUAAUGAUAGAGAAGUUGAAAAACGUGAUAAAGAUGGUGUCAAUAAAAAACAAUUGUUGGAAAGAUUAGAAGAAGAAGCAAGAAACGCUCAAAAUGAUUUUGAGGAAAUAGCUGUUAAAUGGUCUCUCAUCAAUAAGUUCAAUGACCCUUAUCACAUUCAACAAAAUAUCGAAACUCAAAAAGACAACUGUAUGAGUGUGAUAAAACGUAAAGAUGAACUGAUAGCAGAUCUGAAAAAUAUAUUAUUGAAAUCCGCGAGAGAAUAUGAUAAAGAGCAAGCGAAGCAGAUACAAGAUAUAAACGAACUUACAAGAAAAAUUGAGAAACAGUUAAAUAUUUCCAAGGCUGCUUAUAAGACGCAGUUUAACUUGAUAUCGGAUAUCGUAUUAGCUCUAAAAGGAAACUAUGUAGAGAGCGCGUACACUAAAUGGUCAGAAAUGCAACAAGAAAUGUGCGCGAUGGAAGCAAAACAUUCGGAAGAUCAAUUUCGAGCUCUAGAAGAAUUCCAAACGAGAAUGAAAAAUAUCCGGGAAAAUUUCGACGAACUUUUCAGAGAAAGGAAUCUUCAACUAUCCAAUGUCAUAGAUACAUCACGACAGCAAUUUGAGACUAUAAAAAGUAUCGCUUUACUUAACAGCGAAAAGUUGGACUACAACUACAUGAUAUUAUCAUGCAGGGAAGAGGAGAAUAUUAUUCUAAAAGGACAACAGAAGAGGAGGAUCAAUAAAUUACAAGAUAUAAUAACCGAUCUGAAAAAGAAGGUAUACGAUUACAAGAAAUCCAGUUUCAAUCAAAUAAAGAAAUAUAAAGAAACGAUCAAAAAGCUACAAAAAAGUAUACUAGAUAUUGAAGUAAAAGCUGAUAACUUCAGUUCGAUUAAUGAUAGAAAAUUUCAUCAAUUAUGGGAAAUUAAUAAGAAAGAAUGUCUCGAUCUCUUGAAUAAAAUUAUGGAUAUCGAUAGAAUAUUACACGAACAACAGAUGGCUGUAGAGUGGUUACCUCCGAGAUGUCUUUCUAUGGACAACUCAACUAUGGAAAGUUAUGGGAGAGCAUUAUCUUUCAUAAAUUCGAAUACACCGAUGGAGAAAGCCUUGAAAAGUUUAGAAGGAUUCCCAGCAAAUAAAUCGAUAUUGUACAAGAAAUUACUCAAGCAAAUUCUUACUAAAUUAUCAGACAAAUCAGGAUUUUUGACUGAAAAACGACUGAAGUUCCUCAUAAGCCGUUAUGAAGACGAACAGCAGAGUAUGGUAACUUUAGAAAACGUCUUUCAUUCAUUGAAUAUUAUGGACGAGAAGUACCUGGAUAUUAUUCUACAAUAUUUCUUACCGUAUUGUUAUUGCCGGUUCUGUUCUUAUGGUGAACAAAUCGAGAGGAGCGUCGGAUCGCAAAUAUCGGCUCUGACAUAUUCAUAUUCAAUCGCAAUCACAGAAAGAAGUCCUAUGGCUUAUGGUGAUAUUUCGACUUUGAGUGAAGCUUUGAAAUCCACGCAUGGAUCCAUGGAUGCAAUUGAAUCUGCCGUAUUGGAACUUGCUACCGAUGUUAAAGUGAAACCAUUAGCAUCUGAUAGUGAAAUAUCGUUGGGAACCACUCUAUUAAAUAUUCCUGGAGAUGAAGAGCAAAGUAUAUCGAAUAGAAAAUCGUUGAUGCCAAGAAGGAAAGUACAUGCGAGUACAUAUAAAUUGAGAUGUGAGCUUCAUCAUCCGUUGGUUAUAAGUACAAUUUAUGUAUUAACAGCUCUAAGGCAGUUCGUGGAAGCUUAUUAUGCAGAUAUCGUCGUUGUACCAACCACUGGUGAAAGAUUGAGAAAACAAAGAUUAACGGUUUCUCGUUUGUUAGAAGAUUCAGAAAUAGAAGAUUACUGGCAAAGAGUACGCCUUAUGUACGACGAAAGUCGUUUAAAAGUGUGGGAUGCUUUACUAAGAGGCCUAAAGUACUACCACGAGGUGUUAAAAGAAAGGAAGACGGUAGCAUUAGAAGUAACAGCUAUGAGAAAAGUUAAUGCAAAAUUGAAGAAAAAAUUAGCAAGAUAUCAGGACCGUAGCAUUUUGUUGCCGCCAAUUUGCGUCAAUAAUUAUACACGAUAA